AUAAUCUCACGUACUUAUACUUAUUUAUAGUAUUUUAAAUGACAGUAUCGCCGAAAAAGCAUUUCUCAAAUGUUGCUUCCUCAACCGCUAACAGAGGAGUCGAAGCUAAGGAAGUAGAAAUAUGAGUGGACGUGGUGUCCCGGGCAAUGCGCCGGGCGGCGGGCAACACGGCGUCCCGCGCGCCUCCUCGCCCUCUCCGCCGCGUACUCCGCGAUCACUGCCCUCCCCGCCCUCGCGCGACGAUGCCGCCUCCUACAUACAAGUGCUGGUGCAGAAGCAGCGCCGCCGACAGGAGGAGCGUUUGCCGCGGCCUCGCACUCCCACACGCCGUGCCGCCGCCGCACUCACCUACUCAUCCUCCCCGCCCUCACCAGUACUCGUUAAGGAGAAGGAAAUUUCAAUGUCGUGCGCGCGGUGCGCCGCGCUGUGUGCGUGCGUGACGCGCGGCUCCUGGCCCGAGACACUCCUGACCUGUCCGGCUGUAGCGGCCAUGCAUCGCUCGUGCGAGGCGGGACGUGCCGACCACGCGGGGCACGCCGAGCACGUGGCGCGCGCCGAGCACGUGGCGCGCGCCGAGCACGUGGCGCGCGCCGAGCACGCCAGGCACGAGGCGCGCGGGCCGAGCGCCGGCUGCGAGGGUGACGCACCGCUACCCCCCCUUGUCGGUACCAUUAGUAAUUUUACAGGAGGCGAUUAG
Messenger RNA from Papilio machaon (common yellow swallowtail), 697 nucleotides. RefSeq lists its product as uncharacterized. The transcript has 5 exons. The record is from RefSeq and is a predicted model, not a curated record. The coding region runs from base 122 to 697 and encodes 191 amino acids. Lineage: Eukaryota; Metazoa; Arthropoda; Insecta; Lepidoptera; Papilionidae.